Messenger RNA from Nerophis ophidion (straightnose pipefish), 1362 nucleotides. It is a transcript of the gene nsun3, whose product is annotated as NOP2/Sun RNA methyltransferase 3. Gene Ontology annotation, cellular component: mitochondrial large ribosomal subunit. Bases 111 to 1334 code for a protein of 407 amino acids. The transcript is spliced from 6 exons. Lineage: Eukaryota; Metazoa; Chordata; Actinopteri; Syngnathiformes; Syngnathidae. The record is from RefSeq and is a predicted model, not a curated record. Gene Ontology annotation, molecular function: methyltransferase activity. Gene Ontology annotation, biological process: rRNA methylation.
AAUUUGGCAUUCAACUCCCAACACUUCCUGGGGUAAAUGUUGAAGUAACAUCAGUUUGUUGCUCAUCCUCGGCGUUUUUACUUUUACUUUUACUUCUAUGGAGAAGACAAAUGUUUCACUUCCUCUUGUGUUUACAGAGGACGUUGGGCGUUAGACUCGUGCUUCGACGGCCGUGUUGGUCUAAUGUCGAUGAGGGUCACGUGGCUGCCAUAAACACACAAGAAGACUCCAUUACCCAGGUCACCAGAGGAGGCAAAAGAGAGGUUUGUCAGCCGGUUUUGGAUCGUUUUGACCGGCAGUACGGCGAAGAGCUCGGGGACUCGUGGGCGUCCGUCAGGUCGGUGCUCCUCGACCCCGCAUCCUGGCAGCACGGCGUGAUGCUCAACCGCUUCGCCGCGGCGACGGACGCCGAGCGCGCCCUCCUGUCACAGGGCUUCUCCACGCUGCUGCCUCGGAGAGAGGGUCCCGAGGGCGACUCCCGCCCCCUCCCGUCGGAGGCGGACCUCGCCCCGCCCCCGCCGCCGUUGCGGUGUUACAUCCACCCGCGUCCGACGCGGUUCCCGUCGCCUGCUCACAGGGCCGGGCAGCUGAAGCCGUACUACCUCCUCAACGCCGCCUCCCUGCUUCCCGUCCUCGCUCUGCAAGUCGGAGACGGGGAGAAAGUUCUGGACCUGUGCGCCGCCCCCGGGGGCAAAGCUUUGGCCGUAAUGCAGUGCGCAACCCCAGCCUUCCUCUGCUGCAAUGAACCCGACUCUCAGCGACGCCAGCGGCUGGCCAAAACCUUGGAGUCCUUCCUGCCGCGCUGGAUGAGCAGCAGAGUGCUGGUGGCGGCCCAGGACGGACGCUCCUUUGGGCAAAGGGAAGUUGGGAAAUAUGACAAGGUCCUGGUUGACGCUCCAUGCUCCAACGACAGGAGCUGGCUGUUCUCGUCUGCUGACCAGCAGGUGGAACAGAGGUUCAAGGAGAGAAGCCGGCUGCCACGGCUCCAGGUCCAACUUCUACGGUCUGCCCUGUCUGCGGUGCGUCCAGGGGGGGCUGUGGUCUACUCAACAUGCACCAUGUCCAGCGCCGAGAACUUUGGCGUGGUGGAGGCGGUGCUCAGAGACUGUCCUGAAGCCGAACCCGAGGACCUCCGGGAGGAGAUUGCUCUUCCCCUAUCGACCCACUUCUCAUUCCGCGUAGGCGGGCAGGUAACCCACCCCCAGCCUCUGCAGCCGCAGUGUGUCCGUGCGUCCUCUCCUGACCACAAACUGGGCAUUCUAGUCCUCCCGCAGCCUCGUAAAACCUGGGGACCGAUGUUUGUGUCUCGGCUCAGAAAGAGGAAAAAUAAAUGACAUGUGAAAAUGAAAAAAAAACGUUUUA